Molecule: messenger RNA, 402 nt
Organism: Arabidopsis thaliana (thale cress)
Lineage: Eukaryota; Viridiplantae; Streptophyta; Magnoliopsida; Brassicales; Brassicaceae
Exons: 3
Coding region: 1-246 (81 amino acids)
Source: RefSeq, marked reviewed
AUGAAGCGAAUCUCAGAUUCGAAGAUGAAGAAGGCGAUGGUGGUGGUGAUAGGUACUGAGGACUUCGUGGAAGAUUUCAGAAAUCAAAUCUCUGUCUGCGCAUUGCAUGAAUAUGUUGAACUCGUCUCGGAUCUCAAAUAUUUUGCCAAACUUCACAAGAUAUCUCAUGCAGCUAGCCUUCAGUUCAGGUCGUGUAAAAACAUGCUGCGGAAAACAGGUGAACGGGCAGCGAGAACUGCUCGGUGAGCUCCAAUGCUUCCAUCAGAGGCAUUGAUCGUUAUGUCGGUGUAAAUGCUUUCUGUCAACAUACGUCCAAGGGAUGUUACCGCAGUUACUUGCGAUUGAUUCUCAGUUGAACCGUUGGCCCAGAUAGAGUAAAGUUCUCCACUCUGCCGAAUUCAG